GGCAAGAUUUAGAUGACUUUAAGCAUACUCGCCGUUUGUUUCUGACCCAAAGUCGUUUGACAAUCCAUUGUCCCAAAAUAUCACAAAAUGUCACAAAUCUCAUAACUGUUGGCAACACUUACCAAUCAUCGUUUCGCAGGUCGCUUUGUGUAAAGAAUUUUCGUGGGUUUAACGAAACAAAAAAUUCACAAAUAAUUUUAAUAAAUACUGUUUAAAGUGUACAAAUUAAGAAAUACAAUGUAAAAACUGAAAUGUUUUAACAAAUUUCUUAGAAUAUAUUCAUGUUUUAAUAGGAAGAAGGUAUUUCUGUAUAUUUUCCAUCUACAUUACUCUUGCUGUCAAAAAAAAAAAAAAACAAAUUUGACAGAUUGGAAGAAAAGUAAAAAAGAGGAAAUAUUAAUAAUGGUAAAAAUAUUAUAAAUAAAAUACUUUCAAAUAAAUUGUAUUUCAUAAACAAUGAACGUGAGAUAUUAAGGUAUAAAAAAUUCAAAUUAUAGUUUACUUUUUUUUCUAUAAAAUGAAAAAAGUAAUGUGCAAAAAGUGCGUAUAAACGAUGGAUAACAAUGUAUGAGUGUAAAGGACCCAAUAAUAUACAAAAAAAAUAAAUCAUAAAAAUUUAUUGUGUUAUGUACAAUUAAAUCCUAAUUAUAUAGUUUAACUCAUUGAUUUCCUUAUUAUAUAUGAAUAUAAGUGUUGCAAAAAAUUUUUGUAAUUCAUUUAUUUUAAUGUGACAAAUAAUAUUUAAGCAAAACAAAAAUUACAAAAAAAAAAUUAAUUUACAGAAUGAACUUUUUAUAGAAUAAUAAACUAGUUGAAAAAUAGCGCUGAGAUUAAUCCAACUAAAAAGGCUUAAAGCGAUAAAAAAUAAUAUCCAUCAAAAUUAACAAUAACAUAAUAUACCUCUGCAGCAACAUUAAUAAAUAUAUAUAUUUUUAAAUAAGCAACUCUGUUUUUGUCUGCCUCUUUUUCUAUUGGAGCCUUUAUACGUCAACUUUAUUUGUUAUAAAAAAAACAAAAACAUCACGAAGAUUUAUAAAGGAUUAUUAGUGUCAAUGGCACCAGAUGAAAAAACUAACAAACUAUUUUAUAUUGUAUUGUGAAUUGAAAAGUAAAAAAAAAACUAUUUACAAAGGCUUCAAAUUUUGGACUUAAUUAUUAAAUCUGAAAUCAAAUGUGCUUAUAGAAAAAGUUCCUUUUAAUGAAAAUUGAAUCAAUCGAAUUAUAAAAUUCCAUGUCAAUGCUCCAAUUGAUUUGUAAACGAAAGUCACUACUGGCACAAUGCAAAGCUUGGAUUCAUCAUGUCAAGAAGCUGAUUUCAUAAUAAAUGACACAUUGAAAAAGCUUAAAGGCUCUAACACUGCUAACAGUAGCGCAGGAAGUACUGUACAAACAUUGGCUUCAAAUAAUCCCACAACGGCGACAAUACUUAGGCAGCAGCAACAACAAUUAGCCUAUCAACACUUACCAAAUUCAUCAACAUCCCAGCAGCCACAUAAAUUUCAGUACCAUCAAUUACAAUCUGCUUUGCAGGGUACAAAUGUCUCCUCAACAGCUGUUAAUAUUGCAAGUGGGAAUAAUAAUUCAACGACUUCCUGCAUACAAAAUGUGGCUCAACAACAGUUAUCACCGCCUACUCCACCGACAUUGGUAUCAUCGUCAUUUUCUGUUACGUUUCCUCCGAAGUCAUCUCUUAUAGAUAACAGUUUAUUGCAUUGCAAUAUUUCCCAAAUUCCCAGUCAACCUCCUCUUUGCAUAUUUGAGGACGAUGAAGAACCCUCAAAUCCAACAGAUCAACCUCCGGUUGAGUUAUUAGCUCCAACAAAUUCGUUACCAUCGUCUUCAAUAUCGAAUACCGGCUGUCAAAAUCAAAAUUUAGAUUCUACCAUUAAUUUGGACAAUAUCGUAAUUUUGGCGCAACCUGCUCCUGCACCUAAUCCAUCUAUACAACAACACAUACCACUAUCGCAUCCAUCUCCGCAAGCGGUACAAUCAACGUCAUACUCAAAUUUUAAUACAAUUACCUCACCAUCCCCUAUUGUACCGGAUUUAUUACUAUCAACGCCACCAGGUGUACAUAACAGUGGCUCUCAUACUAACAAUAACAAUAGCAACCACAACAAUAGCAACAAAAAGGCUGAUAAGCGUCCUUCCUCUUCAUCUUCGGUGAAUCACCAUCAUCAACACCACUAUCAACAUCAGCACAAUCAUCAUGCUCAUAAUUCUCAUCUUUUAACUUCACCAGCGACAACUGGAUCCCCUACCUCGUCGCCUAGCAAGAGGCAAAAAAUUAAGGAAUCAUCUUCUUCAAAAUCUUCACAUUCACCAUCGCUGUCACGAUCAGUAUCGACUUCUUCUAGUUUGGGCUUUUCUAGUGCACAAACAACAAGCACUAAUACAUUUUCUUCAUCAUCCUCAACAACAAGUGCUUCUAAGCGGGAAAAUACAUCACACAAAUUUUUCAACAUACAUGAACGAAUUAAAGAUCACUAUUUACAGUUGUUAGCAAAUGAUUUAAAUUUGUUUGCUGAAACUGGGCUUAAACAACGUACUCGUUCUUUUAUAUUAGAACGUGUUGUUGAAUGUGAAAGACUUAAUACAAUUGUUAUUAAUUUAUACCCUGGAAAUAAAGGCUAUGCGUUGGGUUUAUACUAUGAUGAUCGCAAUGUAAUACCUGACACAGAAGGGGAGCUGUCGACCUCCCUUUCUUCGCUGUCGUCAUCAAUAUCAUCAUCGAUGGGCUCAGUGUCUUUAAAAAACGUUUCUAGUCGCAGUUCAAGCAUUAUGAUUAAUAACAGCAGUUUUAAUUCAAGUAAAUUAUAUCCAUCAUCGAUACCACCAGAUUUAAAACAAAAGACAUCUUGUGAUCAUGAAGGCUCUUUCACAGAUUUGAGCAACUCAGCUAGUGAAUAUUCUUUAGUUGAAGUUUUGCGAUGGCCAUAUGAAAAUGAUCAGUUGCUGCAGUGCAUUGAUCGUGAAGUACUACCAGACUUUUUAAUGGAUAUGCUCGCAGCUACCACAAUAACUUUACAAGCUCCCCAAGACGACAGUACAGGGACACCACGUAUCUUUUUUAAACCCAAUGUUUUCUAUGCCGGUUGUGUGGUGGCACAAAUACGUGACUUUCGACAAACAUUUGCCACUUCAACGAAUAUCUGUGAUACGAGGCACGUGUUAUUGAGACCCACCAAUGCAACACUGUUCGCUGAUGUCCAACAUGUUGCAACGACACUUAAUCAAAACGCAUCUGCUUGCGCACCGGAAGAUAAACUAGCACUGGAGAGUCAAAUGGUAUUAGCUACAGCGGAGCCACUAUGUUUAGAUCCAGAUCCAAACAUUGGACGACAUGCAAUUAAUUCGCAACAUGAAAGGCAGCUUUUCAAUACUCACGAAUUGAGACGACAAAUGAAGAAGUACACACAAAUAUCAAUAAAUCGCAAGAGAAAAUUGGAUCAGUUUACUCAUCACUAUGGUCUUGAAUUAUGCGAUUACCUAACCCGAUUACGCACCAGGCCGAGGGCUGGACUGGUGCCUACUGCCGCAGCUACAUCUGCCAAUAUAUCAUCUACCAAUGCUGGUGUUAAUCCUUUAGUCAGUGCAACAAUGUUAACUUCAUUUGCUUCUAAAGUACCGAAACGCCCUAAAGAUGUAAUACGACCUAUACGGCCACCAAGACUAGACUAUCCAGCAAAUCUUAGGGUACCAGAUCAAUUAAUAAGUGUUGAAAAAUACGCAAAGACGAAUGAAAGGCCGCGAGAGACUACUGACUGCCAGCCGCAGUUGAUAGAAGAGUAUAUUUUGGAAACAGAACGAGAUGACAACGAGGGUCGACGUGUUGUUUAUCAUAUUAAAUUAUCGAUUUUUCAAAGGCCAUCAAAUUCAGAGUACCUGGGAGAAUUGUAUGUGGAUCGUGAUUACAGGGAAGGUGUGCGAAAUGGGGAAUCGUGCCGUUUUCCUUUGGGUACACGAGUACAUGCAAAUCGUUAUAUACAACAAUUUACUGAAAUAUUUACGGAGGAGGGACGCAAAGCUGUCAAGAUAACCCAUUUGGUUCCAGGUCAUUUACCAAAAGUUACACACACAGGAAUAACACCAGAACAGAGACAAGCACUCAUACUGCAACAACAACAAUUGCAAUUGCAGCAACAGAGACAAGCAGCAUUAUUGGCAGCUCAGCAGCAGCAACAACAACAGGUGAUACAACAAACAAUUACCCAGCAGCAAACAGAACAACCACAAUCGCAUCAACAGCAACAUUUGGUUGUUGUUGGUCCAAACGGACAACAACAGCAUUUAUUACCUACUACCGUACAACAUAUAAAUACCAACACUCUUCAAACUCAGUCACAAACAGUACAACAACCACAACAUAUAACUAAAAACAUAAAUAUAGUGAAUGUUACUGGAAACAAUGUAGCUGCCGUUCAGCAUGUACUAAGACACCAACAACUACAUCAUCAACAGCAGCAACAGCAACAAGUGGCUACAACACAAUAUAUAGAUGCAAAUGGUGCAACUGUACAGUUGCAGCAUGCUACCCUUACUGCCACUACUUCUAAUAAUAACAGCAACAAUACGACAACUAAUACCAGUAGCAUCGCUGGUGGUUCUCACCAUAUACAGCUGCAACAAAUAGCAACUUCUGGUCCUUCUUCAGCGGGAGUUGUAGGAGUUAGUAGUGGUGGUGCAUCUACAACGACACAUCAACUUAGUUUAAGCAAUGGUUCCUUAGUACUAGUUCAACAACAUUCAGCUACUGGUUCACAAACAUUACACCAACAGCAAACAGCUCAAGCUCUGCAACAUGCUGGAAUUACGAUACAACCUGCAUCGUCACAUCAACAGCAAAAGGCUCAAGUCAUUACAACCACCCAAAUGAAUACUGUGCAGUCGGCACAGAAUUCCGCACUUAGGACACAGCUUAGUUCAAAUGUUCCAAUUCUGCAAGCUCAAUUGAAGGCAGCACCUAUUGUGACUAACGCAAAUCAGCAACAACAGCAACAGUUAGUUCACAAACAAAACACUGCCAAUAGUUCUACCAACACAACAAAUGUAACUGGAAAUUCUGGAGGCUCAAGUAGUACCACUAACACUUUGCAGGCUAAUCCAGCUAUUAGCGCUAUCGUUACCAGCAUUAUGAAUACUGCUAAUCAAUGGCAACAGCAACAACAACAACAGAACUCUGCCUCUAUUUCUAACACUUCCAAUACUGCUACGACUUUGAAAAGUUCUAGUAAUGCUUCCAUAUUAAGUUUACUAAAUAGUGCCCCCGCUGCUAUGACAAGCACUCCUGUCGCAAGUGGCACGUUUACCACAUCUACUGGGCAAACUCAACAACAGCAGCCAAACCAACAGCAAAACGUUACUUUGGUUCAACACUCAUCUCAUCCGCAGCAACAGCAGUCACAGACAGCGACAGUUGUUGCCACUGAGAAUUUUGUUCAAGCUACACAAUCCCAAGCAGUGCCAAAUCAAUCUCAACGUAAGCAAAACGAAGUUCUGCAAAACCUUUUAAAUCCGGGUAGAAAAAUUAAUAUUGUAAGCAGCAGUGGUACUGGAAAUGGCGGAACAACCGCAACGUUUCGAACAAAUGCUGCAGGCAAUUUGAUAGCGGUGAAUCUCAAUCAGUCAUCUAAUCACCCGCAACAACAACAAAACCACCAACAGCAAAUUCAUCUCCAUCAGCAGCAACACACACAAACACAACAGCAUCAACAAGACCAACAACCUCAAACAACGGUUCGUGUUUCAAUGUCAGCUUUAGCAUCACAAUUGGCAUCUCCCCCCGCUAUAAUGACCAAUAGCACAAAUUUCGGUGGUUAUACAUUGAGCACAGUAAGUGGAACAGGGUCAGGUGGCGGUAGUAUAAAAAUACUUAAUAGUGGGAUACAACAGCAGCGUGUUUUAGCCAAUGCCCUUAGAAGAGAUUCUCUGAGUAGUACAUCUCAAGGUCCACCUAAUGCUAUAGUUGUUGGUGUAGCGGCUCCCUCUCCAGGAUCCGAUUCAAAUGCUUCCAAUGCUAGUGGAUUUGCUGUACCUCAAGCUACUUCAAGCUCAGGUGUUAGCGGCUCUAAUUCGACCACCUUGAACGCAUUGUUGGCGAAUGCUGCAACACCUUCGCCUUCCGGUUCAGAGCACUCUCAGUCGUCUCAAAGCCAAAAUCAAAGUCUGCUCGAGAGACUAAAUAGUGGUGGUGUAACAGCUGGAACGGCACUUCCCAAUAUGUCGCCGCAACAACACCAUCCAGCUACGCCACAACAACAGUAUAUUACAAAAACUUUAGUACAAUCCCCCGCCACAUCAUCAAUACAUUCGCCUAUGUCUAGUCCGCACCCACAGCCGUCGCCAUCACCACAUCUUCCACCACCACAGCAACAGCAACAACCUCAACAGCAUCAGCAACAACAAAGCCAAACGCAAACACAAACUGCCACGCUAAAUUUGCAAGGCAUAAAUUUUUCCACAUUGCAAGGGGCUAUGGCCAACUUCCCUGGCCUACAAAAUGUUCAAGUGCAAAUACCUGGAUUUAACCAACCUAUUUCUCUUCAACUAACGGGUGGAAGUUUACAUGCCGUACAGCAACCUCAACAGUCUGGAAGUUCAACCGUAUCUGUUGUAGGCGCAGGAGGUAGUGCAAAUGCAAGUAACAACAGCAGUGCUGUUGUUACGACACAAAAUCCCAAUUCUGCCCAACAAGUUCAUCAACAACAAAGAAGUCUCCUGGUGUCAGUACCAGUUAGUACGGCUAACCAACAACAAGGCCAAACUCAACAUACUAUAACACUACAGCCCCAGCAAUUGCAACAACAUUCAUCGGCAACUGGCACCGUUGUCAACUUACCAGCUGGUGCAGUUGCUACUGCAACUGGAGGCACUCAAACUGUGGUACUAACCAAUAAUUCGGGUGCUGGAGUGACAAAUACAGCCGGUGCAAACAAUGCCGGUACGAAUUCUACAAAUACCGGAACUACGAUGUUAACGUUACCCAUCGCUCAACUGGUAGGAUCUGGUGUACAAAAGUUAAAUUCUGCCACUUUAAGGACAUCAUCUACUUCAUCAACUGGAGUGACGACAACGAAUGCAAAUACGGCCACCGGUGGUAGUAUUAUUGUCCAGCAGCAACACAGUGUUCAACAACAGCAAAAGGCUUCCCACCAACCGCAACAAGCUACAAUAACCGUUAGUAGUACGGGAACAGGAAGUCAAACCAAUCAAUCUAUACAACUAGUGGGUACAAUACAGCAGGGCGGUCGCAAUAUUCAAGUUGUGGGUACAAAACAACUGGCUGGUAGCCGUCAGUUAAUAACCCAAAGACAAAUUGGUGGCUCCACUUUAAAAAUUGCAGCUGCUUCUCCUAUAAAUGCCAAUUCCAAUACGAAUCUUACCUCUUCAGCAAACUUAACUGCCACGCCUAUUGUAAUGUCGACACAAAAAUUACAAUUAAAAACAAUUAAGGCUUCUACUCAACAUCAGGCUCAACAGCAACAACAUCAGCGUAUUUUAAAUCAAAUAACAGCUUCUCAAGCAUCUCAAACAACGCCUCAACAACAAACUCAAACUGUCAUUUUAGGUCAACAACAAACGACACUAGCCUCAACGCAACAGCAAUCUACUUCAUCUCAGCAUUCGCAACAGCAACAACAUAUUCAGAUACAGGCAAGGGCUGGUAGUAAUUUAACUCAACGUACAAUUUCUGCUAUUGCUUUAGCAAAACAACAACAGCAGCAACAGGCUGCGGCAGCAGCAGCUGCUGCCGCCGUCGCUGCAGCCAAUCGUAGGCGACCAGCAACAGAUAAAUCAAAAUGUAAAAUGUAAUAUUAUCUUCAGCCUUCGCGCUUUGGAAAAGAAAUACACACAUAGUAUACAUA
Molecule: messenger RNA, 7865 nt
Organism: Lucilia cuprina (Australian sheep blowfly)
Lineage: Eukaryota; Metazoa; Arthropoda; Insecta; Diptera; Calliphoridae
Gene: Spt20
Product: mediator of RNA polymerase II transcription subunit 12
Exons: 9
Coding region: 1279-7812 (2177 amino acids)
Biological process (GO): regulation of transcription by RNA polymerase II
Cellular component (GO): SAGA complex
Molecular function (GO): transcription coregulator activity
Source: RefSeq, a predicted model, not a curated record